Molecule: messenger RNA, 1164 nt
Organism: Galeopterus variegatus (Sunda flying lemur)
Lineage: Eukaryota; Metazoa; Chordata; Mammalia; Dermoptera; Cynocephalidae
Gene: SPMIP6
Product: chromosome unknown open reading frame, human C9orf24
Exons: 7
Coding region: 222-1001 (259 amino acids)
Cellular component (GO): manchette; perinuclear region of cytoplasm
Molecular function (GO): alpha-tubulin binding
Source: RefSeq, a predicted model, not a curated record
AAUGGCCAGUGCCCAUCCUGAAGGGGGAAGCAGGGUGGGGUAGGAGCAGGAAGGCUGUGGGGAAGGGAAGCUGAGGGGUCUUUCACGGGAGGGGGUCACAGCAGUGAGGGGCACCUGCCAGGCUGAAAGUGUGGGCCAUCUAGGGGAGGGAGUGGUCACUGAUGUCCAGCAGGAGCCUUUGGUAGGUAGAGCCCACCACCACAGCAUCCCCAAGACCCACCAUGUUCCUCUUCUCCCGUAAGACCAAGACCCCCAUCAGCACCUACAGUGACUCCUACAGGGCUCCUACCUCCAUCAAGAAGGUCUAUAAGGACCCUCUGUGGGCCUGGGAGGCCAACAAGUUUGUGACUCCGGGUCUGACUCAAAUUGCACAGCGCCACGUGGAUCCUGAAGCCCUGCAGAAGAUGGUCAAAUGCACCACACAGGACUACAGCUAUAAGGGCUCCAUACCGGGCCACCCCUACUUACCUGAGAAGUACUGGCUCUCUCAAGAGGAAGCAGACGGAUGCAGCCCAAACUACCUGGGUGACCGAUACAGCACGUGGAGGACAGGACCUUACAACACCUGCUGGAACAAGUAUGCCACCUAUCUUCCCCGGCUGCCUAAGGAGGCCGGGAUGGAGACAGUAGUUCGAGGAAUGCCUUUGGAGUGCCCUCCAAAGCCGGAGCGGCUCAAUGCCUACGAGCGCGAGGUAGUGGUGAACAUGCUGAACUCGCUGUCACGGAACCAGCAGCUGCCGCACAUCGCGCACCGAUGUGGAUGCGUAGACCCGCUGCCGGGCCGCCUGCCCUUCCGGGGUUACGAAAGCGCUUGCUCAGGACGCCACUACUGUCUGCGCGGGAUGGACUACCACGCCACCGGGGCGCCCUGCACCGAACGCCGCCUGCGGCCUCUGUGCGCAGAGCUGCCGACUGAGUGUGUCGCCCUACGAGCACCGGCCCGGAAUGCAAUGUGCAGUUACGACUCCCCCGCCGUCAUACUCCCCGUAUCCGAACCUUAGAUGGGACACAAGUCACUUCAAGAAGUCCGGUGGUCCUCAGAGAAACAACUAUGUCGUCCACCCUGAGUUUGUGUCCGAGACUUAUCCCGAGUACCGUUGCUGGUAGAGCCUGGGCUGGCCAGACCAAGGGGGCGGAACAGUAAAUAAACUCUUCACCCCCAAA